Messenger RNA from Branchiostoma floridae (Florida lancelet), 538 nucleotides. RefSeq names its product tolloid-like protein 1. Bases 25 to 486 code for a protein of 153 amino acids. The transcript has 3 exons. Gene Ontology annotation, molecular function: protein binding. Lineage: Eukaryota; Metazoa; Chordata; Leptocardii; Amphioxiformes; Branchiostomatidae. The record is from RefSeq and is a predicted model, not a curated record.
CUCAUCUGCAGUGAAAAUGACUUCAUGUGUGCUGACGGAAGUAACUGUAUUUACGACAGCUGGGUGUGUGACGCUGAGGAGGACUGCGCUGACGGGAGUGACGAACAGGGGGCGCACUGCCCGCCUAAGGUGGACUGCGUCGGUGAGAACUUCCAGCAGGAUUCCGGCAGGAUCGACGUCCUACACUACACUAACGACCAGGACUGCACCUGGACCAUCACCGUCACCGCCGGCAAGUUCGUCCAUCUGCUGUUCACCGUGUUUGACAUAGAAUCGGACAGUGCUUGCAGGUUUGACUCCGUGACGGUGUAUGACGGCCCCAGCACGAGCGCACCCCAGCUGCUGAAGGGUUGCGGAGACAGGCUCCCUGCCCCCAUCACCUCCUCCUCCAACACCCUGACGGUCCGCUUUGUCACCGACGAGGACGUAGUCCGGAUGGGCUUCUCCGCCUCCUUCUCUGCCGUCGGCCAUCAGCACACAAAAUAAGACCCAUCAGCACACAAAAUAAGACUCAUGCAGCACAGAAAAUAAGACCCAU